This is a messenger RNA of Octodon degus (degu), 9366 nucleotides long. It is a transcript of the gene Kdm7a, whose product is annotated as lysine demethylase 7A. The coding region runs from base 1 to 3048 and encodes 1015 amino acids. Gene Ontology annotation, molecular function: transcription coregulator activity; histone demethylase activity. NCBI's taxonomy places the organism in Eukaryota, Metazoa, Chordata, Mammalia, Rodentia, Octodontidae. The record is from RefSeq and is a predicted model, not a curated record. The transcript has 22 exons. Gene Ontology annotation, biological process: protein demethylation; regulation of transcription by RNA polymerase II.
AUGAGCCGCGCGUCGCCCCCGGCGCCCCCGUCGCGCCCCCUUCCCGUCUUUCUCAAACUUCUCGGCCGGCGGGGCGGCGGGACCCCGGCGGCGGGAGGGACCGCGUCAGGCGGUGGCGGGGCUCGGCGAGUCGGCGGAGCAACAGAUGAGGCGCUGCGGGGGACCCCCGCGGGCCGGGCCGCGGGGCAGAGCAAACUUUACAAAGAGUACGGUCGCCAGCGCCCGGGGGCCGACAACACUGGGACGGCCCGCGGCGGUGGCCGGGGGCCGACGACAGGCAACUUUGGGGUUGGCGGCGGCGCUGGUGGCGGUGGCCGACGUUGUCCUCUGAUUCCGCCGUCACCGUCGCCGCCGCGCCUCGGGUUUGACGUUUGUGAGAACUCGGGCCGCCUCCGCGGCCAGGCCGCCGACUCCUGUGUUGGAGUAGAAGAACACCAUGCUGUUGACAUUGACCUGUAUCACUGUCCCAACUGUGCACUUCUUCAUGGCUCUUCCUUGAUGAAAAAGAGGAGGAACUGGCAUAGGCAUGACUACACAGAGAUUGAUGAUGGUUCUAAACCAGUACAAGCUGGAACGAGGACUUUCGUCAAAGAGUUGCGUGCUCGAGUCUUCCCAAGUGCCGAUGAAAUCAUUGUGAAGAUGCAUGGCAGCCAGCUGACACAAAGAUACCUGGAGAAACACGGAUUUGAUGCUCCUAUCAUGGUCCCUAAAUUAGAUGACCUAGGACUCAGGCUCCCUCCUCCUGCUUUUUCUGUGAUGGAUGUGGAACGUUACGUAGGUGGUGACAAAGUGAUAGAUGUCAUUGAUGUGGCAAGGCAGGCAGACAGCAAAAUGACCCUUCACAAUUAUGUGAAAUACUUCACGAAUCCUAACAGACCAAAAGUGUUAAAUGUGAUCAGCCUUGAAUUUUCAGAUACAAAGAUGUCUGAAUUGGUGGAGGUCCCUGAUAUAGCUAGGAAGCUUUCCUGGGUGGAAAACUAUUGGCCAGAUGAUUCAGUCUUUCCCAAGCCAUUUGUUCAAAAAUACUGCUUGAUGGGUGUUCAAGACAGCUACACAGAUUUCCACAUUGACUUCGGUGGAACAUCAGUCUGGUACCAUGUCCUCUGGGGUGAGAAGAUUUUUUAUUUGAUAAAGCCAACAAAUGAAAAUUUGGCACUCUAUGAAUCUUGGAGUUCAUCUGUGACCCAGAGUGAGGUAUUCUUUGGAGAUAAAGUGGAUAAAUGCUACAAAUGUGUGGUAAAGCAGGGACAUACCUUAUUUGUUCCUACAGGGUGGAUCCAUGCUGUGCUCACAUCUCAGGACUGCAUGGCUUUUGGGGGGAACUUUCUACACAACCUUAACAUUGGCAUGCAGCUCAGGUGUUAUGAGAUGGAGAAAAGACUAAAAACACCAGAUCUUUUCAAAUUCCCUUUUUUUGAAGCCAUAUGUUGGUUUGUAGCCAAAAAUUUGCUGGAAACCUUGAAAGAACUGAGAGAAGAUGGUUUCCAGCCUCAGACUUACCUAGUACAGGGGGUGAAAGCACUGCAUACUGCUUUAAAAUUAUGGAUGAAAAAGGAACUUGUAUCUGAACAUGCCUUUGAAAUUCCAGACAAUGUUAGACCUGGACAUCUUAUUAAGGAACUUUCUAAAGUAAUUCGAGCAAUAGAGGAAGAAAACGGCAAACCAGUUAAAUCUCAGGGAAUUCCUACUGCAUGUCCAGUUUCACGGUCCUCAAAUGAAGCAACUUCCCCAUACCAUUCCCGACGGAAGAUGAGGAAGCUCCGGGAUCACAGUGUCCGAACCCCUUCCAACCUGGACAUCCUGGAGCUCCACACAAGAGAGGUCCUCAAGAGACUGGAGAUGUGCCCGUGGGAAGAGGACACGUUGAGCUCAAAGCUGAAUGGAAAAUUCAACAAACAUCUUCAGCCAUCUUCCACGGUGCCUGAAUGGAGAGCAAAAGAUAAUGAUCUGCGAUUACUGCUGACAAAUGGAAGAAUAAUUAAAGAUGAGAGGCAGCCCUUCGCAGAUCAGAGUCUUUACACAGCAGACAGUGAGAGUGAAGAUGAUAAGAGAAGGACGAGAAAGGCCAACAUGAAGACAGAAGCGAGUUCAGAAAUGGAGGGGACGGAAAGGGAAAAGCCUGCAAAACCACUCAACAGGCUUUUUACAAGUGUGAAGUCAGAACUCAGGAAUAGAUCAUCAGAAUAUUCUGAUAUUUCUGAUUCAGAAGACUCUGGACCUGAUUGCACUGCACUGAAAAUUAAUUUUACCACUGAAGAAUCUGAAAGUUCAGGUGAUGAAAAGAAACAAGAAGUAACAUCAAACUUUAAGGAGGAAUCUAAUGUGAUGAAGAAUUUCCUUCAAAAGAGCCAGAAGCCAUCUAGAAGUGAAAUUCCAGUUAAAAGGGAGUGUCCUACCUCGACGAGCACAGAGGAAGAAGCUAUUCAGGGCAUGCUGUCCAUGGCAGGGUUGCACUACUCCACAUGUUUACAAAGGCAAAUGCAAAGCACAGACUAUAGUGGUGCAAGGAACUCUCCUGAAGACCCCAGUAGCUGCCACAGCAGUAGCCGUGAGGUCAGGCAGUCGUAUCGCUAUGAUAAAUCAAUGGAAUGUGGAUAUCAUGUCAAGCCUGAAGAUCAAGAUUUGAAGACCUCUUCUUGGAUUAAACAAAUGGAUAGAACUUGCAGAUUUAAUCCUCAGGAUCUAAGCAGAAGCCAGAAAUGCAUCAAAAAGGAAGUUUUGUCAGAAACGAGUCAAAAGGUGCAAAGUAGAAACUGUAUGGACAGUGGUGGCGCAGGCCUUCCGAGUGGAAGGUAUGCACAGAAUUCCAGCGUGGUUGUAGGUGUGUGCCAGAUAAACAGUGAAAGCUUGAGCCCAGAGAGACCAGCCGGAGAGCCCUCCUUUUCAGUGCCCCUUCACCCCACCAAGAGACCUGCGUCAAAUCCGCCACCUAUCAGCAACCAGGCAACAAAAGGCAAACGUCCAAAAAAAGGAAUGGCAACAGCCAAACAGCGUCUUGGGAAGAUCCUUAAGUUGAACAGAAAUGGCCACGCACGCUUCUUUGUGUGACAGAGCUGCUAUGGCAGCUGCGCCUCCCUUUGGAGCAGUCUGGGGCAGGAGCCCGGAGCUUCUGCCACCCCUGCCUGGAGCAGCUGGCGUGGACAUACGAACACUGCCCGAAGAGCAGAGCGACCUGAUGCUGCGUCUUCACUGUGCCACACCACUCAGCAAUAACCCUUUGGACCUGGAGGGAGCGGGAGGAGGAGGGUAGAACCUUAAAAAGAGACCUUGGACUGGAAAGGGUCUCUUGUCAGGGCUUGAAUUUCAUUUUGUUGUUGGUAGUGUCUUGAUUUAAUUUUCAGUAGUAGGGUAAAGAAUUAUCAAUAAUUUAUUUAACAGAUUUUUUUUUAAAAAAGUUAACAGCUUUUAAAUUCUUUCUUUUUUAAAGCUAUUUAUUUGGAAGAUUUCUGGAGAAAUAUCUCACUAAUUUAGAUUUAAGAAUGUGAAGGUUUUUAAAUUAUUUUUGAUAGUGUGCGUGUUACGUGUGGGGGAGCCACGGUAACAGUAACUAGUCUGGACUCUUAAAUUUGAUAUUCAGGUUAAAGUCUUAAACAGGGAUUUGAUGCAUUAAUUAUUUUAAAUUAAGAUGUAUAUGAAAAUCAUUUUAUUUUAUAUAUUUCAUGUGUUUUUUAUAAGCUAUUAGCUUCGCUUUUGCUAACAUCCAAGGUGCGUACUGUUAUCCAGGUUGAUUCCCUUACACCCACUUCCCUCUGCACCCCUCAUUUUGUGAUGACCCGACAAGACUCUUCUCUUUGCAGGGAAACACUUGCAUAGCCAGUGUGUAAAGCUCCGUAAAAGACCCCUCACCCCUUAUUUCCUCUGACAUUGUGAUUUUCUUCUGAAUAUAAGGAAACAGGCUUCCUCUUGCAUUUUCAUUUUUGCUGAUGAUAUCUGGGUCCCAAAGAGAACAGCUUUAAUAUCUUCUUCCUACCUGUGGGGAAAGUAUUGUAAGUUUGAUUAAUGUCAUGUUUCUAGUUUUUUUCAAGUACAUUGUAAGUACAGAGGGCCUUCUUCAUACCGCUGGUGUUGGAAGACAGGGCCAGCACCUGCUGCAAGGGUUGUAUCUCCUGAUGCUUUUAUUUGCUAACUCUAAUAUUUUGAGAAGUAUGAUUUAAUUUAGGAUAUUCAAAUCUGCAUAAUAAGCUGCAAUAUAAUAGGAUUAUACUAUAUUAAGUUGUAUAGAAGCAAGCAUGUCGGAGUAGAUCUUGUGUGUAUGUGUUUACUUUUUUAUUUCUUAACAUUUUAAGGAAUUAUUCAUAAGGAUUUAGAGUAAAAUGGGUGCUUUUUGCAUUUCUUUCCAUUUAAACUUGGCCAGUACAUAUUGAGGUUAAAUAUCUGGUUGAGCUUUCACGUAAUCAUUUAUCUCCUUUCUGCAUAAUUUUUACUGAAUGUGAGGUUUUGGUUGCUUCUAACAGAUUUUGGUUUCCCCUUUCCCUCUCAUGAUAUAAAAGUAAAUGAUUGUUGGGGAUAAGGUGAAAAUAUUUCCAAGUCUGAAUAUAUAGCAUUUUGCAAAUUCCUACAAAAACAAUACAGGCAAAUAGAAUGAAAUUUAUUUUUAUGAAGAAGAAAUAUGACCAUAUAAUGGAUUUGUCUUUUUUUUUUUAACUUAGGAUUUUAAGUAUCACUUAAAAUUGUUCAGAAAAAGAAGCUAUUCCACCAUCUUUCAUAGUUGUAUACAAAUGUAUAUUUCCAAAGAGGAAUAUUUCUUACUCUGUCUUUUCCCAUGUUUCGUGGGAUAACUAUGAAAGAGCUAAUAAGAUAGCCUUCUUGGUCUAAAAGUCUGAGUCUUAUUUGGGUGUCAGAAAGAAGAAUUUUUGGGGAAAUCAUCAGUGUCUGAACAGCCUACUUAAAACCUGUCUGCAUGAUGCUGUGACCAGUGGAGAAGUGGAUAUGCUCAGCUGCUGGCUGGACUCAGGGUGCAAGGAUCUAGGUUUGCCUGAUGCCCUGACCUUCCCUCGUAAUACAUCACUGUGAUGUCUCAGUUUUCUAUGAACCCUGUUCUAAAGGGUCCAUAAUGAUCCAUGAUGGGUUUAAGAAAUAAGAAAUUAUAAUUUCUUUUCCAGUGAUGAUCUGAAUAUUUUCUUUAUGUUUCUCACUACUCUUAAGUAUUUGUAAUUACUUUUUAAGCUAUAUAAACAAUUUCAAAAUAUAAUUUAUUUAAAAAUUUUUAAAAAUUUUUUUAUGAAUUAAAAUUUUGACCGGUAUCCAUCUUAUGUCCUAAAGCUGAUAAAACAGUUUUGUGUAUCCAGUAUGUGGAAUUUUUAAGUGAAAGUAUAGUGGAUUCAUUGUUGGCAGUUUAGUCCAUUAACUGGUUAAGUUACAAAGCUUUCAGGAAGGUAAUAUAACCACUAUGAGAAAAUACAUGAGACUUUUUCUGAAUUGGGAAAAAUUCAACUAUUGAUCCAGUGACUUCUAAUCAAACCUCUUAUAAUGUUUCCUGCAGUGGUGCCUCCCUUUAUCUUAUGGGACUGGCUGGACUUUGAUUAACUGCUGCCAGUAACUGGGCUCGGCUGUAGUGUUUAACCUUUUGUUUUUUCCUUAGUCUCACUUAUAAACUGUACAUCACAACUUAGGAAGACAGCAGUGGUAACAUUUACCUAGUCAUGAGCAAAUACCAGUUAUAAAACUGAAAACUCAUCAUUUAAUAUACGCAACUUUAAUGGUACUAGUAGUUUUCCUAUUACUGAGUCAAAUAAAUAACCCAACCUGGGUUCCUCUGUACUGUAAUUCAUGUCACAUAAUGUUAUGCUCCCCAGUAUUGAUGAGUGAUGUAAACAAUAUAUAGUUAGCAGUUUAUAGUAGAGUUCAGCAUCCUAGAAAUACUUGGAACCUCAUAAGUACCAGUUUAUUUUUGAAGCAUAAAACAUUCUUAUCAAAACCAUAACUCAGAGAGGAGAUAAGCCCACCUUUAUCAGUAAUUACUUAGCUCAGAUACUGUUAUAUUUUUUUAAUGGUCCUAAUGAUUGCCUUUUUAAAUGUACUCUGCCGUCUUUGCUCUUGAGGCAGCAGGUAUUUAGCAGACAUGUACUGAGUCCCCAGCACUAAGUAGUGCUGCUGUAGUUGCAGUUCUGGUCUCUCCCGUGAAAGGCUUCUUCAGGAAGUUAGCAGUAUUAUUUUUACUUCUAAGCAAACUUCAACUGAAGAGAGCCUAUUUAUUAAAAAAAAAAAAUCACUUGAUUAGUUUCAGCUGAAUUAAACCACUGUAGAAGUAGAAAUAAAAAGAUUUAAGUUCUUUACAUUUUAAGAAACAUUUCAAAAGUUAGUAACAUAAUGUUGGUGACAUGAGGAUAUGCUUUAGCAUGGAAGGAAGAAAAAGACCCAAGUUUUGGUCUGAGUUCUGCCACGUCUGUGUCAGUUGUGUAACCUGUAUGCAACUCAUGUCACUUUCUGAAUCUUAUUUUCCUUACUUUUAAAUUGGGGUAAAACUGCUUAUUUUACUCUCCAAUGAAGAAAAGCAUUUCUUAAUCUAUUAACACUUCAUAUUUACAUAUAAUCUAUCAAUAAAACUGAUGAAUGCACCUUUAUAUACAUUUUAAGUAAAAACUGCUAUUAUUCAUACAACUUAUUUCAUAUCAAAUAUAUAUGCAGGGCAUGCUACCUAAAAAUCUGAUGAAUCUCUAACAAGGUGCUGAGUUGAAGUCAGAUGCCACACUCCAAGUAAAAGAAGAAGUGAGCUAGUUCACGCAUAGUGAGUGGGAAUGUUCAUCCUUAUGUACAUGAAGGUGAUUCCGAGUCACUGAAAGAUACCUUUAAGUUUCUGUCAAAGAGAAAUUAGGGAGGCACUGCUCCCCAGAUCCGGCACACUCCUCAGGUCCUAGAUAUGGGGGAGUCAGUCAUGAGAUGAGAAUGAUUCAACAGCCACUCAUGAGACUAGGGCAAAAACAGAGUGGUCACUCCGAGGAGACUGUUCUGGGAUGGGUGACAGAAGCCUAGGCAGAGAGAACUCAUUAGUGCUGCGGAGAGGAGACUCUGGUGGACGUCUCCCACAGAUGUUCAGGACAGUGACGAGACUGCUCCCUGAGAGUGACCCACCGUGCAGCUGCUGGAAGGGAAUGUGCUAGAAACAAGUGAAGUUUUCACAUGGAGAGACAGGGCCUUCAUAGUGUAGAUCAAAACAUUUUUAAAAGUUUGUCUUUCUCAUUAAAUACUUACUGACUCACUUCCAUGUAAAGAGAAGCUCUCCCCAGCAGGCAGAGGCCCUGGAUCUGAGCCCCAGCACGGGGUGGGGCAGGGGAGUGCCCGUCCUUUAUGAGCUACUUCUUCACCAAAAGCAGUCUGGAGGCCAAGCAUAGCAGCCUUUAGCCUAGGGAAAGCUGGUGAAUAAAGUGUAAGCCAAAUAGGGCAGUGAUGUACCCAAGAGCACAGUGGGCAGGACCUCCAACAGCUUGCUUCCUGAGACAGCCCCAGCUGCAUGACGCUGUAGCUUCUGCCUGCGUCGCAAUGGACAUGUGCGUGUGUGUGCUUCCUUGAAGACAGGUGCAAAAGGGCAGCAUUCCCACCCUCACUACAUUGUGCCAAGCCUGAUGUAAUCUUAAUACUAUAUAGCCUUACUAAAAACCUUUUUUGAGUUUUUCAGUGAUCAUACCAUAAGUUAAAUACUUGAUAUGCUUUAUAUAAAUACUUCUCAACAGUUAAUAUCCUUAAGCAAAUGCCCACUUCCAAAGCAACUAAUUUAUUGUGAUUGACUGGCUUUGUUCUUCUCUAGUCCUCGAUCCCUGAUAGUCCCUUGAGUCAGAUUCUUCCUCUCACCUUGGUGCCCCCCUCGUGUCUUGAGGCUUUGUCUGAACAAGUACAGCCUUACAUUUUUUUGUUGUUGUUCAGACCUUUAUCAAACUAUCCAGUGAUUCUUCCAGCAAGCGUAUCUGCUCUGCACGAUUUCACUAAUAAACCCUGGCUACCACGUAGCCCUUGACCUCCAAGUAGUUUACCUAUGCAAGACCCAUGGCAGUCCGAGUUCACUUUGCUUUAUUUCAGGAAGCAGUCAUACACAGAACUUAAUCACAGAAAACUUGUUUUCAUCAGUUUUAUUUUGGUAACUUCCUCUUCAAUAUGUCAGCUAUUUUCCCCCAAGAGUUUUCACCAAAACAAUGAUCAUAAGUGCUAAAUAUAUAAUGUUUUGCAGGAGUAAAAUAACCCAGACACACCUACUCAUAUUUCUCUAAUAAAUUUUGGUUGGUAAAAGUUACCAGCAUUAAAUACAAAUAUAUAAUAAGGAGUUGAUUCCUUUCCUAGAAUCAUUUCUUCCCUCUAAGAUUCAUAAGGAACAUUUUAUUUUUACAAACCACACAUACAGCUUCCACAUUUUAGUCAGGGACCUAAGGUGUAACUUGCUAAGUGAACCCCAAGGUUAUUUUAUCUUGCAAAAGAAACCUAAACCAAACUAAGGGCCUUACAGUUUAUGGUUAGACUGAAUCAAAAGCUAGAACCUCAGUUUUUCCCAAAACAGCUUCUGACUGCAAAAGCAAGUCAUGCAGUUGUUAGUUAUGAAAUAGCACUGAUCAGGAAACGCACAUGCAUCUUGCAGGCUGUGUUUCCCUCAGAAAAGACUUUUCUACUUUUAAUAUAAAUUAAGCCAUAACAGUUUCAUGCUGUGGAAAGAGGGUGAAAAGGUUCAUGUUAAGAGAUUAUAUAAUAUGAAUUUUCACAUUACUGUGAAAUGUCUAACUUCACCAGUGCUUCAGCAAGUUUUCUUUUGGGGGGAUGUUGGAGGGUAGUGUGGGGGAGGGGGCGUAUUGGUUUUAGGGGUUUUAACUGUGAAAUUUGACAAGGGGACAGUUGUUGGCUAUGGUAUUUACUAGUUUUGUAGUAACGUUUUGCUAGCCUCUCUGGCUUUCCUUACUGGUCUUUCUGCCCAUGGUCCCAGGUGACUGUUGCCUUCUCGUCGGGGGUGUCUGUGGGGUAGUGUCUCGUCUGUGUGUAGGCUGCCAGUGUGUGCGCACAUGUGUGUCCUUUGAGUACAGAAGCACACGUGUGACGGUGGGAGGGGGCGUGGCUGGGGAGUGGGAUGCGGAAGCUUUAAGAGCAUUUUUUUUCUGAUUCAUGACAGUAUUUCCCAUCUUUUGCCUGCAGGCAGGGAAAGUGUACAGUAUUUAUUUUGUUUCUGUUUUACUCUGAACUUGUAAGUCUUUAAGUAGCUUACAUUGAUUAUUAUAGGGGAAGACAAAUGACUUGUUUAAAGUUGUCUUUAGUAUUCUUUUCAAUUUCUGUACUUUAAGAUAUUGAAAUUAAAAUUGUAUUACUUCUGUUUUGAUUUUUUUAGCACUCAGUGUAUUUUUUGCUCAUUUUGUUUGAAAGUAUUAAUGUUGAAAGUUGUAAAAAAUGUGUCUC